GCAGCAGCGGCGCGCCGGGAGAACGCAGGGGAUUCGGGCGCGGGCCAGGCGAGCAGUUCUUUCCCUGUCCAUGUCGGUGCCGAGUGACGGCCCGCCGAUUUGCCCCGGUGACGCUAGACCACCUUGUGGAGGCGGAGCUGAGGGCGCUGCCGCCGCCGCCGCCGCCGCCUCCUCCCCCUCCCCCGCCCCUUCUCCUCUCCUCCCCUCCCUGCUCCCCCCUCCCUCCCCGCACAUAAGCGGUAGGCAGCGCCCAGACGGCCGGCACAGCCCGGCCGCAAUGGAGACUGCCGUGCAUGUCCCGAGCGGCGCCCCUGCCGUGCCCAAGCUCGCCGUCUACGUGGACGAGAACGACGUGGUGCCCGGGGCCCUGCGGCUGGUGGGUCGGCUGAGACCCCACUGGGACAUCCAGCGGGUGAAGACCAAGUUAUUUACAGAUGGAAUCACAAACAAACUAGUUGGCUGCUAUGUGGGGAACAGUAUGGAAGAUGUUGUCCUGGUGAGAGUUUACGGGAACAAGACUGAGCUGUUUGUGGAUCGGGACAACGAACUGAAGAGCUUUCAGGUCCUACAUGCCAAUGGUUGUGCCCCAAAGCUCUACUGCACCUUCCAGAACGGCCUCUGUUAUGAGUUCAUGCAUGGAAUAGCACUAGGUCCACAGCAUGUGCGAGAACCAGCCCUGUUCAGGCUCAUAGCAACUGAACUGGCAAGGAUUCAUUCUAUUCAUGCCCACAAUGGCUGCAUUCCUAAACCCAACCUCUGGGUGAAAAUGCACAAGUACAUGGCUCUUGUCUCCACUGAGUUCACACCAGAAGCCAAAAACACCAGGAUUCAGCAAGAAGUGCCACCUUUGCAGACGUUGGAGAGGGAAAUGACGUGGAUGAAGCAGUACCUGUCGGAGCUGAACUCUCCCACAGUACUUUGCCACAAUGAUCUUCUUUGCAAGAAUAUCAUCUACAAUGAAAAGGAAGGUUGGGUGAAGUUUAUUGACUACGAGUAUUCCAGCUAUAAUUACCAGGCUUUCGAUAUUGGAAAUCACUUCAAUGAAUUUGCAGGGGUGAAUGAGGUAGACUACUCUUUGUACCCAGAUGAGUCCUUGCAGAUGCAGUGGCUGAGAACCUACUUGGAAGCGUGUAAACAAUUUACCAAGAAGGGAGGCGAGGUAACUGACAAUGAAGUACACACCCUUUAUGUCCAAGUCAACAAAUUCUCCUUGGCAUCUCAUUUCUUCUGGGGGUUCUGGGCAUUGAUUCAAGCAAAGUAUUCCACAAUAGACUUCGAUUUCUUAGGGUACAGUGUCCUGAGGUUUAACCAGUACUUCAAGAUGAAGCCUUGUGUCACUGCUCUUCAGACUCCGGUGUGAGAUAGGGUGAAAUCGUGUUCCAUUGCCAUGGUGCACAAUCACCCCUUGGCGGUCCUAUCAGUAUACAACCUCACUUCCUCUUCAAUUUAUUGAGCCUAAUCCCUGCAGUUUGAGAUUGCAAACUAGACCCCACCCCCAGGUUCUUGACCUGUGCUCACUAUGGGCACGGCCCUGGAGAAUUAGCCAAGUGGUCUGUUAGCCAGAGUCUUGGCUUCUCUUAGUUUGAGUGUUACUGUGAGCCUGGGGUCGAAGACGAAAGCAGUCCUUCUGAGCCCUAGUCCUUUUUUUUUCUCCAUUGCAUCCCUGUCAUGGCCCCCAUAAAAUUCCAGAGUUUAAUCACAUUCCAGAUCUUGUUUGCUCUCAAUGGGGACCAAAUUGAGGAGUAAUCUGAAAAUGUGGCAGUGGGUGGAGGGGGGGGGGUAUGGUGGACAGUGUGGAGGGGUGGUGAUGUUUUUGAUCAUUGACUAUUUCGAGGAACAUUGGUUAUUGAGCCUUUGCCACCCUCAUCACAGGGAGGUUUAGACUGACACCAACAUCAGCAGCUCCAGGGCUGGCAGGAAUCUCUGAAGUUGCUUCAGAAGUAACCCCUGACACCAGGCAUGAGGGGGUCAGUAAAUCGGUUGUAGUUUUUAUUAAUAGUGUGUGAGAACAAGCGGGCGUGAGAUUUGAAGCUCGGGCAGUGUGUGCACUAUCCUGUCCAGCUCCCUAGCACUGGGUGGGGUUGACUGAAAGUGAAGAGGGUCGGUGGCCUCCUCACUUACGUGACGCAUGUGACCUGUAGAUGCAGAGCAUGUACACAGAGAUGGCCAGCUGCUGGAGGGUGGGUGGGGGUUGGGGGGGAGGCACAUGUUUGGCUAAAACUGUAUACACUCAAACUGCUAUGUAAUGAUGAUUGUGUCCUGAGAUGGCAGCUCUUUUAGACCGUUUUGGUUUCUAGCAGAGUUGGAGACUGGAGGGGCAAAAGACAAAGGCUAUUGAGCUGAAACUUUCUUUCCCUCGCUCAACUACACUGCACACAUGAGGUGAUACAUGGUGGUCAAUUAACUUACCAACCCACAAGUAGAAGGAAGCCCAUGUAGUCACAGAAAGGAUAUGUAAAUCCCUCUGAGGUCUGGAAUGACCCUGGGUCCCUGGGAGGAGACCCAUGUAGUCAUAGUAAGCUCAAUGCAGUUGCUGAGUCUCUCUGCCACACUAAAGCAGUUGCUGCCUGACCAGCUGAGUCCAUCCAGGAUCUUCUCUUAUUUCAGUGGUGACAGGUUGAGGGGUGUCCUUCGCAGUACCCACUGCUUCUGCUCUAAAACUUGUACCAUCUCACUGCUCACUCUCUCAUCAACAGACUUUCACAAAACACCAGUGGGAAAUAUGUGUUGUCACGCACACAAAAUGCUGGAGGAACUCAGUGGGUCAGGCAGUAUCUAGGGAGAGGAUUAAACAGUCAGUGUUAUGGGCGGAGACUCUUCAGUCCGGAUCGAUUCCUCUCCAUAGAUGCUGCUUGAUCUGCUUGAGUUCCUUCAGCAUUGUGUGUGUGUCUGUGUCUGUGUUACCUGGGAUUUGCAGAAUCUUCCAAUUACAAUGUUAGUUACCUCACAAUGUGCAUUUCAGAAUCAGAUUUAUUAUCACUGUCUUACAUGCCAUUUAAAAAAAAAUUGUUUUGCAGUGCAAAGACAGACAUUUCUGAUCAAUCUGCAACUUCCCUAUAGUAUUACACAGCGUUUGUAGUUUAGCCAGCUGUAGCCCGAAGCUGAACUAUCCUGCUACUCCGAAUAGAUGGAAAGCUUGUAUUGCUGUUAUUUGGAUGAAUGACCCCUCACUGAAGUUAUUUGAAUAUUUGCAGUGGGGGGAGGAAGUAUUUUCUCAACUCUUCAGGAUGAUUGUAACCUUGGCUUGGCUACAGUAGUCAGAGGUGUGGCAUUUGAGUGAUACAUUAGAAAGUUUCCCAAAUCAUCAUACAUUUUGAGCUGCUGUGUUGUGAUGCUUUCAGGCAAAGUCUACAUGCUGCACUUGCAUGCAUUUGUGAUGCCCAGUGUGACCACUUGCUUAACACCAGAAUUCCAGUGACUUUACCAUUUCAUACUGUCAUGAAUAUCUACUGACCCAUCUGUCAACUCACUUCACGCCUUCUCCUUCAUUAACAAAAUCAGCUUCAUAGAACUAUUUGAAGAGGGUCUUGGGUGACAACUUUAUACAUUGGAUCGCCCAUGUAAUAGAAGCAAUUUCCAUCAGCAUUAGAUAGCCCUGCAGUGACAGUACAGCUUCAUAUCACAAUCCUCUCUGUUCUGGUUGUAAAUGAUAGUAGACAAAUAUGGUCCCUUUUUAAUAUUAAGAAAAACAUUUUUGUUUGUGAAGUUAGGCAGGGGUGAGGGAGCGCUGAACUGGCCAUUAUCAUCCAAAGGCAGCCUGACUGAACAGAACAAAUUGUCAAGGAAAGGAGCCCACUCGGGUCAUGCCCUUGUUUUCCUCAAUUAGCUCUUGCCCCUUUCCAAGCACAACAGAAUGACCAAGGAGAUCGUGAAGAGGAGCAGGAACAUAAAUGGGUCUGUCUACAUUUAAGGCAAUUGUGGUUACUACCACCUUCCUUCCUCUUGCCAUCACCCCCCACCCCAGCCCUGAGCUACUCUGCUUCUAAUGCCCAUCAGCCAUCUCCGUUACUUUCAGCUCAUCUCAAUAUGUGUCCAAUUCCUAACCCAGAAGCUAAGUGUAGAGAUGUCUUUCAAACUGAUUACUGGAAUGCAGGUCUGCUGUACAUUUUGUAAUUACAAUGCUGCAGUUUUUGUUGUUGUAAUGCCUGUUUAUAAACUAGUAAACAAUAUUUAUCAGUGUGUAUACUUUGUCUACUUUUAGACUGAGUGGAAAUUUUGUUUUUCUUUUAGUGUCUGAUUAAUGAAGGGUGCACUUAACCUGUGAAGCACUGAAUCCAAGAUUCUCUUUUUUUUUUAAAAAAAAGAUUUGAUUUAAUGUGAUUCCAGCUACUGGUUGGUGGACUGGAGGUUCCUUUAUUCAGGAGGGUCGCCUUUUCUUGUAUCAAGCAGAUUCCAGAGUAGGGAAGAUGUGGGUCAGUAACAGAGAGAACAAGAAAUCUAUGUUUCGUCUAGCUGUUCAUAAACUUAUGAUGGUGAAGGAUCUGAUAACUAAAAGAGAGCACCAAAACUUUCAGAUCUUAAACCUGAGGAACUUUAGCCACAGUGGACUGGCUUGUGAAUUCUAAUCAAGCUGUGAUCAGUUUUACUAAACUAUGCGCACAAAUAAUAUGUUGAUCGGAUUUUGUUAGACUAAAUCUUUGCUAUUGGUUGAUCAUAACUAUUCAUGUGGCCACAUGAUGCUGGGGGGUGGGGGGAGCUGACUGCUGCCUCGAGUGCAAGAUGACCCUGGAUAAAAGUGGCGGCAAAAAAGAUCUAAGACUUGAUGAAUUUGUCUACCUCCUGUGGAAUUCAACUGUUUUGAGGUUACUGCUAAUAACCGUGUAAAUAAAAUAAUCAGU
Messenger RNA from Mobula hypostoma (lesser devil ray), 4838 nucleotides. It is a transcript of the gene etnk2, whose product is annotated as ethanolamine kinase 2. Gene Ontology annotation, cellular component: cytoplasm. Bases 71 to 1360 code for a protein of 429 amino acids. Gene Ontology annotation, molecular function: ethanolamine kinase activity. The record is from RefSeq and is a predicted model, not a curated record. Gene Ontology annotation, biological process: phosphatidylethanolamine biosynthetic process. The transcript has 8 exons. Lineage: Eukaryota; Metazoa; Chordata; Chondrichthyes; Myliobatiformes; Myliobatidae.